GUUGGAUUUUGCCACUUACCACUAAGUGUUCAAAAUGUCAGUUUUUAUAUGAAACGCCACGUAAGGGAAUUACCUUUACACUAAUUUCGUUCACUUAAUUUAAUUGGGUGUGACCUAAAUAAUGUUUAGUACGAAAUCUUCAACCCACACGUCAAAAACACAGCAGACAUGUCCGAUUUGAAAUGACAGAAUGACAUGGCCGGCAAUACAGUUUUCUAUAAAGUAUUGGGAGUUUACGCGCGCCAGGUUGCCGUUUCAUUUAUAUUUUUUCAAAUCCAAAAUCUUCAAAAAUGGAACAUGAAAUCGGUGAUACAAUUAAUUGUUACUUAUCACUAAUUGAAAUACUCGAACAACUGGAAUCUCACUUUAUAAAUGGAGGGACAAAACAUUAUCAAUUGGUUCGUCAAAAACUGGCAAAUUGUUGCCAAAAAAUCGACAUUAUUAUCACUUUAGAAACAAAUAACGCCGAUUUUCUUGUGUCGCUGUUUCAACAAAGACACCAGCUCACUUUCCUGCUUGAAAUCACUGAGAAACUAAUUCAGACAGAACCAACAAUCAAUCAACCACUCGACGAAAUCGCAACCAAAAGUAUCGAAACACCAAGAGUUCGAGGUCUUAAUGAAAUAAUCGGUCUCUAUGAAAUCAAAAAAACCUUGAAAUCGCUUGUUAUCCUCCCAAAAACACAGCCCCAAUUAUUUAAGAAUCGUACGAUUUGUAACAGUAUUUUACUAUAUGGCCCCCCGGGAACGGGGAAAACACGCCUCGCGCACGCUCUGGCGGCGGAGGCCACCGCCACUUUUUACUCGAUUUCGGCUGGGGAUGUCUUAUCUCCUUACGUGGGACAAACGGAAAAAACGAUCAAGGCUUUAUUCCAACAUUUGAAAAAUGGUUGCGAAUUCAGUAUACUUUUCAUUGACGAAAUUGAUGCGUUUUGUCGCAAACGAAGCGGCAGUGAACAUGAAUACACUAGAAGGAUCAAGACUGAACUAAUGUGCCAAUUAUCGGGCAUUGAAAACUGCAAGAACUUUAUUAUAGUCUGUGCUACAAACUGUCCCUGGGACCUGGAUUGUGCCAUUUUGAGACGCUUCCAGAAGCGUAUUUACGUGCCUUUGCCCAGUCAAAUCGAACGAUUGGAGUUUUUUAAAUUUUUUACAAGAAAUAUUCAUUUUGAGGGCAGUAAUGGUGAUUGGACAACACUACUUGAAAAAACCGAGGGUUUUUCUGGUUCGGACUUGAACGAUUUGGUCCAAACAGCCCUAAAUAUCCCGCUGAAAGAAUUGGAAGAUACGAAAAUUUGGAAAUGCAGUGAUGAUGGUUUUUAUGAACCAGUGAUGGGAGAACAGGAUUUGUCCAAAGUGGUUUGUUCCGAAUUGCAAGACUUGCCUUCAAAUUCGAUCAAGGAAAGAAGUGUUCAAAUGAACGAUUUUCUGAUAGCUGCAGAUUCAGUUAAAAGCACCGUCAGUCCUAAUGAUGUUAGAAAAUAUGAAAAUUUUUGUGGGAUUUAGGUGAAAACAACAGUUAGGUUUCUUGUUGUUUAUUGAUCUUAAUUUUCGUAACUUAUGCACACUUUGACAAUAAAAAAUGUCGCUCAUCGUUA
This is a messenger RNA of Tribolium castaneum (red flour beetle), 1597 nucleotides long. RefSeq lists its product as uncharacterized. Gene Ontology annotation, biological process: endosomal transport; vacuole organization. Gene Ontology annotation, molecular function: ATP binding; ATP hydrolysis activity. Bases 291 to 1505 code for a protein of 404 amino acids. Lineage: Eukaryota; Metazoa; Arthropoda; Insecta; Coleoptera; Tenebrionidae. The record is from RefSeq and is a predicted model, not a curated record. The transcript is spliced from 5 exons.